Ciona intestinalis (vase tunicate) is the source of this 1478-nucleotide messenger RNA. The record is from RefSeq. NCBI's taxonomy places the organism in Eukaryota, Metazoa, Chordata, Ascidiacea, Phlebobranchia, Cionidae.
AGAGAUAGGAAAUAAAUGUUAAAUAAGAAAAAUACUUAAAUUGGUCAAUCAUGGGAAAGAAAAAGGGUCGAGCAAAAAAAGCGAGCAAACUAAACAAUAAGUUGGAGGAUGCAGAGAUCAAUAAAGCGCCGCACACAUUUGUGUUCCCGCGUGGCCAUGUCGGCUCCAAUGUGCAACAGUUGGCUAUGGACAUGCGUAGAGUGAUGGAACCUUUUACUGCGUCCAAGCUUAAAGUCCGAAAGAAAAAUGUCCUUAAAGAUUUUGUGGCCGUGGCUGGCCCUCUUGGCGUUACUCACUUUAUUUCAUUCAGUAAAACAACCAGUGGAGUAAACAUGAGACUUGCAAGGCUGCCUAAAGGCCCAACACUGCAUUUUAAAGUCUUGAAGUACUCCCUGAGUAAAGACGUGGUCUCGUCAGUGAAGAAACCCAAAACAUCACAAGGACAAUACAGAACUGCUCCACUUCUUGUUUUGAAUGAAUUUAAAACAAAAGAUUCCAAAACCACAGAUAUCAACUCUGUUAAUCCACAGAAACUCUGCGCAACCAUGCUACAAAACAUGUUCCCAUCUAUUAAUAUACACAAAGUGAACUUGAACCACGUCCAACGUUGUGUAUUGUUUAACAAUGUAGAAGACAAUCGGAUUGAGUUUCGACAUUACAACAUUGCUGUUAAACCUAUUGGAAUGAGUCGGCGAAUGAAGAAGAUUGUGACUCAGCGAAAUAUUCCAAACUUGGGAAAACUUGCUGACAUCAGCGAUUAUUUGACGAAUCGUGGCGAUGGAAGCGCUUCAGAAUCCGAACCUGAACUUGAUGAUCAAACUAGUGAGGUAGAGCUACCACAGAAGAUGGUCGGAGCAGGAAACAUGAAGAGUCAUCAAAGUGCGAUACGUUUGACUGAACUUGGUCCAAGGUUGAUGUUGGAGUUGUUUAAGAUUGAGGAAGGAAUGCAUGAAGGGGAGGUUCUCUUCCAUAGUUUCAUUGAAAAAACAGAAGAAGAGAAAAAACUUCUUGAAAAAUCCCGACAGAAAAAGAAGAGUGAUAAAGAGAUGCGGAAGAAACAACAGGAGAUGAACAUCCAGAGGAAAGAAGAUGAAAAGAAGAAGAAUAAAGAGAAGUCUAUUGCAGGAAUGAAACGUAAAUUAAAAGAUGAAGAACAAGAAGAUGAUGAUGUUCAGUAUUAUCGAGAUGAAGUUGGAGCUGAACCAGAUGAAGAUCUCGCUCCUCCGAAGAAAGUGUUCAGAAAAAUGCGGCCAAAGAAUGAUAAACCAAAAAUAAAGACUGUUAAAUUUAAAAGCUCAAAGGGAAAUUCACAAAAUUUUAAAAAGAAUUUUAAAACUCUCUCGAAAAAUACAAACGUCAAGAAAUUUCCUUCGAAAAAGGUUAAAGUCGGUAUGAAACGAAACCGAAAAUAAUAUUUUGCUUAAUUAAAUCUUCUUUGAUGGAAUUGUGGUAUUUCUAAUAAACGUUCGAAUAUAAAA